This is a messenger RNA of Leishmania braziliensis MHOM/BR/75/M2904, 2103 nucleotides long. RefSeq lists its product as hypothetical. Bases 1 to 2103 code for a protein of 700 amino acids. The record is from RefSeq and is a predicted model, not a curated record. Lineage: Eukaryota; Euglenozoa; Kinetoplastea; Trypanosomatida; Trypanosomatidae. The transcript has a single exon. Gene Ontology annotation, molecular function: protein binding.
AUGUCGUUUUCGAAUGCUCUCACUGCUGCGUCAGUGCCUGGCGCAGACGGAGCCGAGUCAAAAGCGCCAAUGACGGACCAGAAUUCGGGCGACAUGUAUCCUUUUCUGCAGGCUCUGCAGGAGGAUUUCCCAGCCAACGGCGGCGAGCUUCCCAUAGGGGAACUUCUCAUGCUGUUGAAAGAAAGAAAGUCCGAUGUAUUUGUACGCCUUGACGAGUUCUUUGAAACAGCCAGACGAGUCUCUGGCCUUGACGAGGCAAUGGCGCUCAAGUGGAAGGAGAAGGGUAACACUGAGUAUAAGAGGCGGCAGCACCAGCAGGCAGUCUUGUCUUAUACAAAUGGGCUCCUGUGCGCUGAGGCACCAGAGACGCUGGCGGUGUUACUCAAUAACCGUAGCACCGUAUUUUUCGACGAACAUCGCUACGCCGACGCCUGUGUCGACGCGGAUCGCGCGGUACAGUACCAGCCGACCUACUGGAAGGCGAUGCAGCGCCGUGGCCGCGCCCUCGUGGAGCUCGGUCUGGAAGAGCUGGGCCAGAAGGAUAUUGAGGCCUCGAAGCAGGAGUCGAGCGAUGCCGCCAACUCCCCUGAAGCAAUGGCGAAAGUGUUUGGUGAGACCGCAGGCGGUAUGGCCGCAGCGUGCCUGCCUCCGCGCGCGCGUGUGAACGGAGAGGUGCGCAUCGAACGGUCUGCUAAGGGACGCGGUCUUGUAGCGGUCAGUCAACUGACGGAGGGGUCUGUGCUAGAAGAGACCCCGUAUGCCAUCGUGGCCCGCACCGAGACACUGCUAUCGGUGUGCUCGUACUGUCUGCAGCGCAGCACUUGUCUGUAUCACGGUGACGAGUACCGGCAGCAUCACGUCAAGUCACGCGGCUUCUUCUGCAGCCCGUCAUGCGCAAAAGCUGCUUGGGAGCACUACGGUCAGCAGGAGAGUCAGCACCCUUUCUUCCUGUGCUGUCCGAAUGAUGCACUGCUGGCGUACCGCAUGAUUCUUGGCAUGCGCGCUUACCCAGACCUCGCAGAGCUCUCCGCUUCCCCCGAGUUGGACCCUGUGACGGGGAACGACUUUGGAGUUAAUCACAUUCGCACCCUAGAGGGCAGCUUCAGCCGCGAGCUGCAGCCGAACGCGGCCGUCGGUGGCUGUGAGUCAAUCGUCGCGGCGAUUGGCUUCUACGUGGGGGCGCUGACAGAGCCUGAAGCAGAGCAGCUACGCAAGGCACAGCGGCAGAUUCUUCUCAACGCGGUCGACGUGACAUGCACGAUGCAGACCACUACGUCGGCUUCCGCAGCCAACAGCUCGAUGCUUCUGCAGACCAACACGACGGUGGCGCGCCUGGGCAAAGCUGUGUACGCCGUUGGCGCUCUAUUCAACCACGCCUGCGACCCCAACUGCUACAUGUCCUUUGAGGGCAACCCGCAAGGCUCGUGUGCCCGGCUUAUCGUUCGUGUCAUUCGCCGAGCUAUGGAGGGCGAGGAGUUGACAGUGUCGUAUGGUGGCAUAUCGCGCUUUUCUUUCCACAGCAUGCGCCACCGACUGCACACCCUGCGCGAAUGCUACGGCUUUUUCUGCAGUUGUCAGUCAUGCCGCAACCAGGUGGAUGAGCCGGUGCUGACGGCGGAGAAGGAGAAGUACAUCCAGGCGUCCGACUACUAUCAGAAGGGGCGCCGCCUUGUGCGAGAGGGCGACUACGCCACAGCCGUCACAGUGCUGCUGCAGAGCUACGAAAUUGUAAUGCGGUACAUUUGUCCCCCGCCACACCCACCGCAGUGGAUGCUCAUCAAGACGCACGACGCUCUCGCCCAGGCCUACUUCCACCUGAAGCAGCGAGACAAGUGCGUGCAGCACUUGCGAGAGGCUCUACAGCUCGACAUAAAAAUACACAAGAACGAGAAUAGGGUGGAACUCAUCAACGAGCACACCCGUCUCGCUUUCCUCGCCCUUAGCCCUGCGGAAAAGAAGUCUCAUGUGGACAAGGCGGUGGAGCUGCUGCGCCGCUUCUACGCACCUUCAAGCAUGUUGGAUCUUCAGAUAGCGUACGUGGAGUCCAGUCUCAAGGCGACCCCCGACACACCCCCGGCUGUAGCAGCUGCAGCGAAGGCGUGA